AUGGAGGGAUGCUCGAGCUUUGAAAACCAGACGUCAAGCACACCUUUACUCCAUGGCCGCGCAAGCUAUGGAGCUGAGGUCCAACUUACAGCCCGCCGCAUCAACCUUAAGAUGGACCUUGGGCUCCUGCCGCUGCUCUCGCUGCUAUAUCUCUCCAACGGGCUGGACAGGGGCAACGUCGGCAAUGCGCAGACACAGGGAUUUACCGACGACAUCGGGGUGCUUCCAAGCGACCUCAACCUCGCUGUAUCACUGUUUUUUGUUGGCUUUUUGCUGUUUCAGCCGCUGUCGGUAGGCAUCGUAAUUGACAAUCCAGGGGCUCUGAUUGUUGCACGACUUCUCGUGGGGGUCUUCGAGGCCGGCUUUUACCCUACAGCCGUGGCGUAUCUCGCAUCAUUCUAUUCGCGAUACGAUCUCGGUGUCCGGCUCGCGCUCUUCUAUGGGCAGUACAGCAUUGCCAACGCCUUCUCCGGGUUGCUGUCAUACGCCAUCUUUUCGAUUCGCCACCCGAUUCUCAAGGGCUGGCAGCUCCUCUUCAUAUUGGAGGGCGUGCUUACGUGCGGGCUGGCGCUGCUGGCAUGGUGUUGGCUCCCGGAGGCACCAGGCACCGCGUGGUUCCUCACCGAGGACGAGCGCGUUUUUGCUGCAGAGAGGGCACAGGCCGAGUCUGUUGACCAGGCCGGGGCUCCCAGAAUUUCGAGGAGGGAUAUCGUGGAGACAGCGAAGGACUGGAAGCUCUGGUUUGCUCUAGUGAUGAACAUCUGCGCGAGCGUCCCUGCCAGCGCGUUUGCCGUGUUUUUGCCGCUGGUGAUGUCGGUCCCGCCGGCCGUGUGCGGAGCCGUUGGCCUCUACCUGUUCGCACUCAGCUCGGAUCGGCGGCAGGAGCGGGGCUACCACAUCAUGGUUGCCAUGGCGGUAGUUCUGGCCGGGCUGAUCGCUGUCGUCAUGUCGGCGACAGACACGGCCAGGUAUGCGUCGCUCUGCCUGACCCUCUUUGGGAGCGGCGUGCCACCCCCACUCACGGCGGCUUGGCUCAGCGGCAACACACCGACGCAGGGCAAACGCGCACUGGUAAUGGGCGUCAACGGCUGGGGAAAUGUCGCGGGCAUUAUUGGGGCGCAGCUGUUCACGCCCGAGCACGCGCCAGAGUACCACACGCCGUUUCGCGCGACGCUGGCAUUUGUUGCCGCGGCCCUGGCCUGUGUUUGGGCGUAUCGGGCCGCGCUGCAGUCGGUCAACAGGCGCCGGGCAGCAAUUAGGGCCUCGAAAACCAGCGACGAGAUCGACGCGGAGCGCUGCAACAACGUUAGAUACGCUGACCGAAAAUGGACGUUUGCAUAUGGGCUGUAA
This is a messenger RNA of Canariomyces notabilis, 1350 nucleotides long. RefSeq names its product MFS general substrate transporter. Gene Ontology annotation, biological process: transmembrane transport. The coding region runs from base 1 to 1350 and encodes 449 amino acids. Lineage: Eukaryota; Fungi; Ascomycota; Sordariomycetes; Sordariales; Chaetomiaceae. Gene Ontology annotation, cellular component: membrane. Gene Ontology annotation, molecular function: transmembrane transporter activity. The transcript is spliced from 6 exons. The record is from RefSeq and is a predicted model, not a curated record.